GAGUUUGGACAAGUGCGUGAUUGCAAAAUCAGGAAAAAUAUAUUUAUAAAGAUAUAUAAAUUGUCAUUGUUAAUGCAAUGCGCUUACACAGAUUUGCGAAUGCGUGCUGAAAAAUCAAACUCAAUUAAGUUCAAUUUGUGACAAGUUUCUACAUUAGUUUGCAGAAUCCUAACCUGUAAAACAAACUUGAUGUGAUUAUUGCGCACUUUUUUCGAAGUGAAUUACUCAUCAGAGAGUUUUCAUAAGUUCGUCUCGAGAAGUUUUUGUAUAUUCUGUCAUUUUUUAAACAUGGCAUCGAAAGAUAGUCUUUCUCCUAACAUUAUUUCUCCCCUGCCUGAAAAUAAAAUGCCGGAGUGCUGGAAACAAGACGACCGAAUGAAUUCACUGUUUGCUGACUUUCGAAAUCGAUCUGUCAAUCCUCAAGACUGGAGUUCAAAAUACAAGUUUUGGCAUGAAAUCAUUUUAGAGCUGUUGGACCACUACAAGUGUUGCAGCUUCAGUAUAUCGGAGUUAAAUGUUACCUUUAAAAGAAACGGUCGUGUUCCGAUGUGUUUGCCUACUAUAAUUCAGGAGAUGUACAGAAAUGGUGAAAUAGUUCGAGAAGAAGAUUUCUUGAAGGAGCCCUCUAGUACAUGGACCGGUUGGGCUGUCGACAUAUUUGUCAAGAAACCUCUCAUGUGGUCCUUUUCUAAAGCAAAAACCUACGUUUCCGAAGAAGUCAUCAGUGUACACACAAAGUACAUUCACUUGCCUACAGUGAGAGAUUUGGGGGAAAUAAUUUUAUCAACAAUAGACAGCAAUCGCGAAAAUACUUUGAUUCCAAUAUCAAAAAUUGUCGAACUCUGCAUUCAGAAGACGGAGAAUAAGUCGAUAAAUGAGAAAAACGUUAGAUUAGCUGUAAUAUGGCUAAGACAUACAAAAAAAGCUGCCUUCAAGGGAGAUUGUUCUGACGUAAAAUCAGAAUUGUUAGUCAAGAUCUGCAGUGAGGGCGUCAAAGCCAUUUCCGAGGUGGAAGAAGGUGUCUACAAGUUGAAAAAUCAGGAGAAAUUGUUGAUGAAGAAUAUCGAACACCUCGAGCUGGAAAAGCGUACCUGCGAGGAAAAAGCGAGGAAUUAUGUCGCAACUGAGUUCAGACAUGCGGCCAAAAACUGUCUGAGGAAGAAGCAUGAACUCGAAAAAUGUAUCGAGAAGAGAGUCAAUUCGCUACGCAAUGUUCAGACACUUCUCUCACGGAUUCAUGACGCACACUCUGAUUCUGAAGUCUUGGCUGCCUACAAAGUUGGUUGCAGCAUACUCAAGAAAUUCGAGGAAACUGGUUUGACCGAGGACAUCGUCAGAGAUACUAUGGAUGAUCUUUCUGAUGUCUUGGGAGAUUUUAAUGAAGUACAAGCGGCUUUAGCAGAACCAGCACAACUACCUAGUGAAUCUGAUUUAGAGCUUGAGCAGGAGCUGCAGGAAUUGCUAGAGUCUUCACUUGGAGAAGAUUUGAAUGAGAAGAGCUUUGAGCCUAAAAAUUCAACUUUGGAUUCCUCCAAAUUAAAAGAGUUACCUGAUUUAUCAAGUUUAAAACUACAAGAUUUACCUCCGCCAAAAAAUCCUGUGAAGCUGCCAUCGUUAACUUAGAAAUUCAACUUCAGAAAGACUUCGUCAGAUUGUAAAAUAGGAUUUGUUGUAAGUAAUAUGCAGGGCUUGCUACAUAAUUUUCUUCAUGUUUUCAGUAUUCGGAAAAAAUAGGUUUUUGCACGAUUCCGAAAGAAUAAUGUCAUUAUUUUGUUGUACAAUGAGAUCGCGUAUAAAUGCGUGUAGCAAAAAGUUAUGUGCUGAAAAUUUUGUUAACUUUCCAUGCAUACAAAUUAUUUUUGCUCUCUUUGUUAACUUAAUCAAGUAAAUAAAUAUUUAGAUUUUCGUGAUUUUCCAAUGGCUUAGGUCUGUUGAAGUUUUAAACAAUAUCUUUCAAUAUACUCGACUGUUUUUGUAUAUACUGCAAAAUGUAAUAAAUUAUUUAAGGAUUUUUACUUAUACAAAAAAAUGUACAUUCUAAGGUGAUAUCUAUAUUAAAUUUGUAGAAGAU
Molecule: messenger RNA, 2071 nt
Organism: Belonocnema kinseyi
Lineage: Eukaryota; Metazoa; Arthropoda; Insecta; Hymenoptera; Cynipidae
Product: charged multivesicular body protein 7
Exons: 4
Coding region: 289-1623 (444 amino acids)
Biological process (GO): vesicle budding from membrane; late endosome to vacuole transport via multivesicular body sorting pathway
Cellular component (GO): multivesicular body
Source: RefSeq, a predicted model, not a curated record